GUAAUCUUUGAGGUGUAGGAUGAGGAAGCCUAUUUAACCUGAGUGCGUUUUUAAAACUUUGAUCAAAACCUUGUCUUGAAAGAUAUGAAGAGGAGACUUCUGCUCGUGUCCAACUCAACCCUGCACGGGGGAGGAUAUCUGGAACAUUGUCAACAGCAGAUCAAAGACUUUUUCGGAAAAGGUGUGACGAGGAUCUUAUUCAUCCCCUAUGCACUGUGUGAUAGAGAUGGCUACGCAAAGACUGCCAGGGACAAGUUCAACAGUCUGGGUUACGAGGUGGACAGCAUACACGAGGCCUCUGACCCAGUGGAAGCUGUAAGGAAUGCUCAGGGCAUAUUCAUAGGCGGUGGCAACACGUUCCGUCUGCUGAAAUGUCUCUACGACAACAGUGUGCUGUCUGAGAUCAACAAGAGAGUUCUGCAG
Molecule: messenger RNA, 423 nt
Organism: Salvelinus namaycush (lake trout)
Lineage: Eukaryota; Metazoa; Chordata; Actinopteri; Salmoniformes; Salmonidae
Exons: 4
Biological process (GO): proteolysis
Molecular function (GO): serine-type peptidase activity
Source: RefSeq, a predicted model, not a curated record